Messenger RNA from Prorocentrum cordatum, 723 nucleotides. The record is from the annotation of a GenBank genome assembly. Lineage: Eukaryota; Dinophyceae; Prorocentrales; Prorocentraceae.
AUGGAGGAGGCGGCCGGCCAAAGCCCGGAGAGCGCGCGCCCGGGGCGCCGGCGGUCGCUGUGGGAACUCGCAGAGGUGCGGCAGAGGGCCAGGGAGAGCUGCGAGUACCAGUUGUGGCAGUCCUGCGGGCGCCAGGUCCCGUCCACGCGGAGGACGAUGGGCUGCCCCUCGGCUUUCGGCAGGUCUCAGGUGGUGCCCCAGAGCAGGCUCUUCCCUUGGCGCUGCGAGGUCACCUGGCCCGAAGUACGCGUUGCCAGGCCUUCAAGAGGUACCGCCCUCCGUGGUCGUCAAAGGCUUUGGCGGCUCGCCACGCUUCCACAAGGACCAAGUGGAGAACUUCAACCCCAGCGCGUCGCCGUUCUCCACGGUGUAUCCGUACCCGGACUCGAGCCGCCGACGACGGCUCCGCCCAGCCCCUCCACGGAGGUGUCCAGCCCCCGCAGCCCCCGCGAGUCGGCGCAGUCUCAGCAGCCCACGCCACGCUCGAGGCGGGCCCCGCUGGGCGCCCCGCGCCUGACCUGGGAGGAGCAGGAACGGCGGAGGAGGCGCCAGGGGCAGGCGCCCGACCAUAACGCACUGAGCCUCAGAUACCCCGCCCAGCCAGCCUACUCCUUCGCCAGCAAGACGAAUCGCGGGGUGCGGCUCUUCCGCGACCUGCGGGGCAGCCUGCCCCUCGAGGGCUGGCCUCGACAGAGGGCCGACGUCGCCAAGCAGUCCCUCUGA